Neurospora tetraspora is the source of this 1447-nucleotide messenger RNA. RefSeq lists its product as uncharacterized. The record is from RefSeq and is a predicted model, not a curated record. NCBI's taxonomy places the organism in Eukaryota, Fungi, Ascomycota, Sordariomycetes, Sordariales, Sordariaceae. The coding region runs from base 364 to 1362 and encodes 332 amino acids. The transcript has 2 exons.
CUUCCACUUGACAUUCCCGACUUCCAACAGUCAGUCAGCCAUCGAAGUUGGGUAGAGCACCGCAAUGCUGUACACGCCACAACAUACACAACGCCCAGCGUGGCGGCUUCCUUUUUCCUCGGGUCCCGACUGUCUUUACCUCGCUGGCUGAUGUAGCAUACAGAUGCCUUUUUCUGGCUUCCUGUUACCGGGAAUCUGCCACCAACCAAGCAAGCUAAAGAAAGGCAGUAACAAUGCUCAUCGGCACCUAUAAAACCAGGAUGGAAUCCAAAUCCGAGGAGCGAGUUGACGUGGGAGACACACAGACACACCAAAGAACACAUCUACAGUCAACUAUCGAAUCGUGAUACCAUCCCGCCCACCAUGCCGUCUGUCCUGUCCAAACAAGAAGAAAUUUGCCAAACCCAUUCGAGGUGUUGGCAAGCAGGAGGUACAGAAACGGCCGCCGGUUGUGACUUGCCAACCAUCGCCUACGAUCCAGAAAAGCAAUUUCCCAUUACACAUAGCGUCAUAGUCCUCCACGAUCUACCCGGCAACAACGAUAUGCUUGAACGCUUUGCACGAGAGAUUUUCAACAAAGAUGCCGAGUUGACUCAAGUCACUCGACCCGAUAGCCUUCGCCGCAAUUUCCCAACUUUCAGAUGGAUCUUUGCGGCUAGAACCCAAGAAGCCCGUACGAUCCUAGGUCACAGAGAAGAGAUGCGACCCCGAUGGGCUCGCCAUACCCCAUUACCCGAUGUGAUGAUUGUUUUUGAUUCCGUUCUUGCAAUUGUCGAGGCAGAAGAAGUUCGAUAUUCUGCAGCCAAAGUUCCCAAUCCUAGGUCGCGCAUAUUCUUAGCAGGAUUGGGCAAUGGCUUUAAUAUCGCUUCGAAGUUAUUCUUUCGUGAACCUCAAGCAGUGGGGGGCCUAGGUGGCCUAAUUGGCCUCGCCGGCAUCUUCUGGAUGCCCAAUUUACCAUAUUUGAUGGCGGUUGCUCGUGACUUCGGGCCCGAUUCGGACAAUGACAACGAAAAGUGCCGCCAGUUCUUAAAAGCUCUUCGGGCCUUAUAUCGUGGAAGACAGUCACAUCAAAGUCAAAAUACCGCCAGCACUGAGGCGACGAGUCAAGAUCAUGUUAGCCUUGUACGGAAAUUGAGAGAAACGCCCAUCUUCCUGGCGUAUGACCCAUACUUAGACGGGAUCGACAUCAAGGAGGCCGUGUGGAUGAGCAUGUUACUGCAGCAUGUCCUCCGCUUCAAACAAGUUCAGUAUCACGACUACACUCCGGAAACAGCCCCAGGGCAUUUGACGGACACGCUCUGGCAGCGGAUGCUGGCUGAUAUUGUGGCUUUCCUUAAAAGUCGGAGUACUCAACCUUCUUAGAGGUAACCUUCUCAUGCUGCAGGCAACAUGGGAGGACGAGAAAUUUUGAAUUAGCCGGCUGACUGGUCACAAAACUUGACUGGAU